AUGGCGGUGGAGCGCCGCUUGCUGAGCCCGCCUCCAAAGCGAGUGACGUCACGGAGGCGCGCUAGAACGCCUCCUCAGAUCCCGGGGUGCGACCCGCCUCCGGCGGCCACAGAUCCUUGUGCGCAGGCGCGCUGGGAAAGGCCGCCUGGCGCCGCGGUGCGCAGGCGCCGGGGGCUGCUAAGUGAAGCGGCAAUGGACGCCUUGGAGUCGUUGUUGGACGAGGUGGCCCUGGAGGGGCUCGAUGGCCUAUGUCUGCCCGCGCUGUGGAGCCGCCUGGAAACGCGCGUGCCGCCUUUCCCUUUGCCGUUGGAGCCCUACACGCAGGAGUUUCUGUGGCGGGCCCUUGCCACGCACCCAGGAAUCAGCUUCUAUGAGGAGCCUCGGGAGCGACCAGACCUCCAGCUCCAGGAUCGGUACGAGGAGAUUGACUUGGAAACUGGCAUUUUGGAGUCCAGGAGGGACCCGGUCCCUCUGGAGGAUGUCUACCCCAUUCACAUGAUCUUAGAGAACAAGGAUGGCAUCCAGGGCUCGUGUCGGUACUUUAAGGAGAGGAAGAACAUCACCAGCGACAUCAGGACCAAGUCUCUGCAGCCGCGUUGUACGAUGGUGGAAGCCUUUGACAGGUGGGGGAAGAAGCUGAUCAUCGUUGCCUCCCAGGCCAUGCGUUACCGGGCCCUGAUAGGCCAGGAGGGGGAUCCUGACCUGAAGCUCCCCGACUUCUCCUACUGCAUCCUGGAGCGACUGGGCCGGUCCAGGUGGCAGGGGGAGCUGCAGCGAGACCUGCACAGCAGUGCCUUCAAGGUCGAUGCUGGGAAGCUUCACUAUCACAGGAAAAUCCUGAACAAAAACGGGCUCAUCACAAUGCAGUCCCACGUGAUCCGGCUGCCCACUGGAGCCCAGCAGCACUCGAUCCUCCUCCUCCUCAACCGCUUUCACGUGGACAGGAGGAGCAAAUACGACAUCCUCAUGGAGAAGCUGUCGGUGAUGCUGAGCGCACGGAGUAACCGCAUCGAGACACUGGGCAGGCUGAGGGAGGAACUGGGGCUGUGUGAAAGGACGUUUAAGCGCCUGUACCAAUACAUGCUGAAUGCCGGACUCGCCAAGGUCGUGUCUCUUCCCUUGCAAGAGAUUCACCCUGAAUGUGGGCCCUGUAAGACCAAGAAAGGGACUGACGUCAUGGUCCGCUGCCUUAAGCUGAUGAAAGAGUUCAAGCGGAAGAUGGACGACGACCAGGACGAUGACGAGGACGAGGAGGUCAUCUCCAAGGCGGUGCCGCCGGUGGACAUCGUGUACGAGCGGGACAUGCUCACGCAGACCUACGAGCUCAUCGAACGCAGAGGCACAAAAGGCAUCUCCCAGGCUGAGAUUCGUGUGGCCAUGAACGUGGGGAAGCUGGAAGCAAGAAUGCUGUGUCGGCUCCUCCAGAGGUUCAAGGUCGUCAAGGGCUUCAUGGAAGAUGAAGGCCGCCAGCGGACCACCAAGUACAUCUCCUGCGUGUUCGCCGAGGAGAGUGACCUGAGCCGCCAGUAUGCCCGGGAGAAGGCCCGCAGUGAGCUGCUGGCCACCGUGAGCCUGGCCUCCAUGCAGGAGGAGUCGCUCCCGCCCGAGGGCGAAGACGCCUUCCUCUCGGAGUCGGACAGCGAGGACGAGGGCGGCAGCAGCAAGCGGAAAGGCCGAGGGCCCCAGGGGGAUGCCAGGGCCUCCGGCAGCCUCGGGCUGGGGGCCCAGCCUCAUCACUCCACCCCCACCAAGGGUGGGUGGAAAGUCGUGAACCUGAACCCUCUCAAGCGGCAGCCACCUGCCUUGGCGGGAGCUGCCGAGGGUGCCGCGUGCGGGAGCCGCACCGGCACCGACAACCUCCUGGACACCAGCAGCUCCUCAGAGCCCAGCUUCGGCUCGCACCACAUGGAGAAUGACACUGGCGACAUUGCCUUGAUCGAGGAGGUCCGGCUGGAAAACCCCAAGGAGAGCAGCGGUUCCCAGAAGAGCGGGAAGCACGGCCCCGGCCAGGACAAGCAUGAAACCUACCGGCUGCUGAAACGCAGGAAUCUGAUCAUAGAGGCCGUCACCAACCUGCGUCUGAUCGAGAGCUUGUUCACGAUUCAGAAGAUGAUCAUGGAUCAGGAGAAGCGGGAAGGCGUGUCCACCAAGUGCUGUAAGAAGUCCAUCGUCCGCCUGGUGCGGAACCUCUCCGAGGAGGGGCUCCUGCGGCUCUACCGGACCACGGUUAUCCACGAUGGGAUCAAGAAGAAGGUUGAUCUGGUUGUGCACCCAUCCAUGGACCAGAACGACCCUCUGGUAAGAAGUGCCAUUGAGCAGGUUCGCUUCCGGAUCUCCAACUCAAGCACAGCCAAUAGGCAAGUGGCAGACAGGAAGGACCGCUCAGCAAGGCCACCAGGCUCGGCCAAAGUUCCCCCACCCCCGCCACCCCAAGAGGAAGUGGAAGAAGAAACUCCAGUGGCAGAGGCCCCCAGCGCAUCGGGAGCCUCCCAGCUGAACACCUCCAAUAAAGUAGAGAGUGCACGCGUGAAAAAGACAGACGAAAAGAUGGGCAUCACCCAGCUGAAGAACUACAACCCCGUCAUCGUUCCAGGACUUGGCCGCUCUCUGGGGUUUCUGCCCAAGAUGCCUCGCCUGCGUGUGGUGCACAUGUUUCUGUGGUACCUGAUCUACGGGCACCCUGCCAACAAGACGGCGCACAAGCCCGGCGGCGAGAGGAGGUCCCGACGGCAGGAGUCGAGCAGGAUGAGGGCCCAGGCUGCCUCUGCAAGGCACACGGAGGCCUCCUCGGAGGGCAGGGAGACCGUCACCUGGGAGGCCGAAGUGGAGCUCGACACGGAGACCGUGUACGUGAAUGAAGUCUCGUGGAUGCGCUACGUCCCUCCUAUCCCGGUGCACAGGGACUUCGGCUUUGGCUGGGCUCUCGUCAGCGACAUUCUCCUCUGUCUGCCCCUCUCCAUCUUCAUCCAGAUCGUGCAAGUCAGCUACAAGGUGGACAUGCUUGAGGAGUACCUGAACGACCCCCUGAAGAAGCACAUGCUGAUCCGCUUCCUCCCCAGGGCCCUCCGGCAGCAGCUCCUGUAUAAGAGGCGUUACAUUUUCUCGGUGGUGGAGAGUCUUCAGAGGCUAUGCUACAUGGGACUGCUGCAGUUUGGGCCCACGGAGAAGUUUCAGGAUAAAGAUCAGGUCUUUGUUUUCUUGAAGAAGAACGCGGUCAUCGUGGACACCACCAUCUGCGACCCCCAUUACAACCUGGCGCACAGCAGCCGGCCCUUCGAGCGCCGUCACUACGUCAUGAACUCCAUGCAGGACGUGGAGAACUACUGGUUUGACCUGCAGUGCGUCUGCCUCAAUACCCCGCUAGGUGUGGUGCGCUACCCACGCGCGCUGAAGACCAGCGGCUCGGAUCAGGGUAGUGAUGAGGAGGGCACCUUGCGGAAGGAGCAGGAGAACGCCGUGGACAAGCACAACCUGGAGCGCAAGUGUGCCUUGAUGGAGUACAGCACGGGGAGCCGCGUGGUCGUGGAUAAAGGCGUGAUCCCCGGAGACGGGCUGGGAGCCGCUGGCCUCGAUUCCAGCUUCUACGCUCACCUCAAGCGCAACUGGAUCUGGACCAGCUACAUCAUCAACAAAGCCAAAAAGGAAAACAGCGCCUCGGAGAGUGGGCUCACCGUGAGGCUGCAGACGUUCCUGACCAAGCGCCUGUUGCCGCCCAGGGCUACAGGCAGCAGCAAGCUGGGUCUCUGGGGAGAAGCAAGGAAAGGCGCGAAGCUCUCCGCCGAUCGCGAUGAGCAGUGCGAGGUGGCCUGGGAAACGCUGGACAGGAACUGGCGAGUGAGGGGCGGCAAGAGCCAGAAGCGGAAACGGCUGAAGACGGACCCGGGCAAGACCAGGAAAAGCAACAAAGGUUGUAUGAGCGCCGCUGGCACCUCCUGGCCUCGGCCUAUGCGUCUGUGCCACUGCCUCCCCAGGCCGGGCCUGCGUUCUUUCUGUCUCCAUGUCCCCUCCGCAGGUAGCGCUCCCUCUGAGCCGUGGUCGUUUCAUUGUCCACAUCCAUCUGGCCGACCGGGAGAGGCUCGGGUUUCCCGUGCGCCUCCCCAGCUCUCUCUGUCUGUAUUUUGUGCAGUCUUUAGGAAGUCCCUCG
This is a messenger RNA of Lepus europaeus (European hare), 4144 nucleotides long. RefSeq names its product general transcription factor 3C polypeptide 1-like. Gene Ontology annotation, molecular function: DNA binding. The record is from RefSeq and is a predicted model, not a curated record. The annotation marks the transcript as partial. Gene Ontology annotation, cellular component: transcription factor TFIIIC complex. NCBI's taxonomy places the organism in Eukaryota, Metazoa, Chordata, Mammalia, Lagomorpha, Leporidae. The transcript has 23 exons. Gene Ontology annotation, biological process: transcription initiation at RNA polymerase III promoter; 5S class rRNA transcription by RNA polymerase III.